Messenger RNA from Penicillium vulpinum, 1503 nucleotides. RefSeq lists its product as uncharacterized. Gene Ontology annotation, cellular component: plasma membrane. NCBI's taxonomy places the organism in Eukaryota, Fungi, Ascomycota, Eurotiomycetes, Eurotiales, Aspergillaceae. The record is from RefSeq and is a predicted model, not a curated record. The coding region runs from base 1 to 1503 and encodes 500 amino acids. Gene Ontology annotation, molecular function: allantoate transmembrane transporter activity; dipeptide transmembrane transporter activity. Gene Ontology annotation, biological process: allantoate transport; dipeptide transport; transmembrane transport. The transcript is spliced from 8 exons.
AUGCAACGUUACGAGACCAACCUAGAUGAGAAGGAUAUGAAGGGAGGAAGUGAGUUGCUUGGUGGGGACCUUGAUCUUGGCCAAGUGCUCGCUAUUCAACCAACAGCUGAGGAGGAACGAAGAGUUUUGUGGAAGAUCGAUCUUAUUCUGAUCCCGUUGAUGGGAGCCGCAUAUUUCCUCCAAUUCCUCGACAAACUCGCUCUGAGUCAGGCGACACUAUUUAAUUUACGAGAAGAUCUAAACAUGCACGGAGCACAAUAUGCAUGGGCAUCUGCGAUCUUCUAUUUUGGAUACUUUGCCUGGAGUUGGCCUACUUCAUAUAUUGUCGUCCGACUUCCCAUUGGGAAAUAUAUCGCAGUCUCAGUCUUCCUUUGGGGCGGGGCCCUAAUGUGUCAUGCUGCUUGCUCUAACUGGAGUGGGCUUAUGGCCGCCCGUUUCUUCUUAGGAGUAGGCGAGGCGGCAAUUGCGCCGGGCUUCACCUUGCUCACGGGAAUGUUUUAUAAACGCGAGGAACAACCCCUGCGACAAUCUGCUUGGUACUUUGGAAACUUUGUUGCUGUGCUCCUUGGCGGGUUGAUUGCCUACGGUAUUGGGACUAUUAACACGUCAGUCAUUACCCACUGGAAACUCUUGUUCCUUAUUCUUGGUGCCAUAACUUCAACUUAUGGUCUCGUCUUAUUUGCCUUGCUGCCGGACUCACCUGCCAACGCCAUAUUUCUGAAGCCCAAUGAGCGUGCUAUUGCUGUGCGACGAACGCUACAGAACAAAACUGGAGUCAUGGAUAUGGGUGUGUUUAAGUGGUCACAGGCUCUUGAAGCCCUAAAAGACCCCCAGACUUGGCUUCUAGUUCUGAACUCUUUCGCCUCAAGCCUGGCCAACGGAGGUCUUACAAGCUUUACCUCGAUUAUCACUGCCGGGUUCGGAUUCUCCGAUCUUAAAGCCCUUAUCAUGCAAAUGCCUCAGGGCGCCGCCCAGAUUGUGUUUCUACUGAUUACCUCGAUCACCGUGACAUUUAUUCCAUCUGCCCGUAUAUUAGGAAUGUGUCUCUCCACAAUGAUUUCUAUUAUCGGUCUGGUCCUUAUCUGGAAGCUUGAACCCGAAAAUCAAGCUGGACGAAUCGUUGGGAUGGCGUUAGCCGUCGUCUACGCAAUCAAUUUUCCCAUGUCGUUCAGUAUUAUUACCUCUAAUGUGGCCGGAUUUUCGAAGAAGAGUGUUGUUAGCGGUUUGCUUUUCAUCGCAUAUUGUGUGGGAAAUAUCGUGGGUCCGCAAUUUUUUCUUGCCUCGGAGGAGCCAUCGUACCCAACUGGCAUCAAGGCUUCUAUGUCAGGCCUGGUCUUGAGUGUAUUUUUCCUUCUGUGCCUAUAUUCCUACUAUACGUGGGAGAAUCAUCGACGAGACAGGUUGUAUGGUUUGCCUGAGCAGAUAAACAUGGGAGCUGAGUUACAGGAUGAGCUAUCGAACAGGACUGAUCGCGAGAUCGAGAGUUUCCGGUAUCUUCUUUAG